AUGGAAAUCGAGAGAAAGAACAAGAGGAAGAAAUCGAUGAAGGAAGGCGGGAAGGAUGAGAAACAGCGAGGGGUUUGCUACUUGGGUCGGAUUCCGCCGCGCAUGGAUCCGUCGACGCUUCGCCAGAUGCUCUCUCAGUACGGAGAUAUACAAAGGCUUUAUCUUGCACCUCAAGAUUCUUCUGGUCACGUUCAAAUCAAAGCUGGUAAAUUUCAGAGGCAAAAUUUUUCAGAAGGGUGGGUUGAAUUUUCUGACAAAAGGGUUGCUAAGAGAGUUGCUAAUAUGUUAAAUGGUGAACAGAUAGGUGGGAAGAAGAGAUCAUCUUUCUACUACGAUCUUUGGAACAUCAAGUAUUUGAGUAAAUUCAAGUGGGAUAAUCUUACUGAAGAGAUUGGUUUCAUCUUCUCUAACAGAGGCAAAGGGUCGAAGAAGAUUCAGGGGGCAAUCCCGAUCUCCCUAAUAGCCAGCCGGAACAUGAGGUAUUUGGCGAUUCAUAGUGCUCAAAAUUUUCAUGGAUUUUGGCAUACCUCAACUGGAGGAGCUGUUUCAAUUCGAUACUUUUCGAGUUCUACGUGA
Molecule: messenger RNA, 576 nt
Organism: Pyrus x bretschneideri (Chinese white pear)
Lineage: Eukaryota; Viridiplantae; Streptophyta; Magnoliopsida; Rosales; Rosaceae
Product: pre-rRNA-processing protein esf2-like
Exons: 6
Coding region: 1-576 (191 amino acids)
Biological process (GO): small-subunit processome assembly; endonucleolytic cleavage in ITS1 to separate SSU-rRNA from 5.8S rRNA and LSU-rRNA from tricistronic rRNA transcript (SSU-rRNA, 5.8S rRNA, LSU-rRNA); endonucleolytic cleavage to generate mature 5'-end of SSU-rRNA from (SSU-rRNA, 5.8S rRNA, LSU-rRNA)
Cellular component (GO): nucleolus
Molecular function (GO): RNA binding
Source: RefSeq, a predicted model, not a curated record